Otolemur garnettii (small-eared galago) is the source of this 3094-nucleotide messenger RNA. It is a transcript of the gene TARS3, whose product is annotated as threonyl-tRNA synthetase like 2. Lineage: Eukaryota; Metazoa; Chordata; Mammalia; Primates; Galagidae. The record is from RefSeq and is a predicted model, not a curated record. Gene Ontology annotation, biological process: threonyl-tRNA aminoacylation. The transcript has 19 exons. The coding region runs from base 21 to 2450 and encodes 809 amino acids. Gene Ontology annotation, cellular component: cytoplasm. Gene Ontology annotation, molecular function: ATP binding; threonine-tRNA ligase activity.
GCCUGAGGGAGGCGGGCACGAUGGCGGCUAAGGCCCUGGCGGCCGAGGCCGUGGCUUCGCGCCUGGAGCGGCAGGAGGAAGACAUCCGUUGGCUGUGGGCGGAGGUCCAGCGCCUGAGGGACGAGCAGCUGAACGCGCCCGAACGGUGCCCGGCCCCGGCCGAGGGACAGUGCCUCCUGCGGGAGGUGGCGCAGCUCCGGGCCGAGAAUCGCGACUUGCACCACCGCCUGUAUCGUCUGCGGCUGUGCCUGGCCGAGGAGCUGAGCCACCGAGCCAAGCGAGAGGGCGCGGCGCGGGCGGCGGGGGCGCGGGACGAGGCCGGGCGCGGGGCGGUCGGCGCGCAGCCUUCUUCUAUUCAAAGCCAAGAAAAGGACGCUAAAAAGAAGAAAGUGAAGGAAAUCGAGCCAAACAGUGAGGUGAAAUGCCAACCGAAUUUCAUAAAAGAAAGAUUGAAGCUUUUCCAAAUACUGAAGAAAGAUCAUCAACCUUUGCUUGGUGAGAAGAAGGAGAGUACAAGCAAUGUGAUCACAGUAAGAGUGGCUGGUAGGAAAACAGUUGAAGGGGAAGUGUGGAAAACAACACCUUAUCAAGUGGCUGCUGAAAUUAGUCAAGAACUGGCUGAAAGCACAGUAAUAGCCAAAGUAAAUGGUGAGCUGUGGGACCUGGACCGCCCCCUGGAAGGGGAUUCUACUCUAGAGCUGCUUAUGUUUGAUAACGAGGAAGCUCAAGCUGUAUACUGGCACUCCAGUGCUCACAUUCUUGGGGAGGCCAUGGAGCUUUACUAUGGGGGCCACCUCUGCUGUGGUCCACCCAUUGAAAAUGGAUUUUAUUAUGACAUGUUCAUGGAAGACAGAGCAGUGUCCAGCACAGAAUUGUCAGCCUUGGAAAAUAUAUGUAAAGAUAUUAUAAAAGAAAAGCAAGCCUUUGAAAGAUUAGAAGUCAGCAAGGAAAUCCUCCUGGAAAUGUUUAAGUACAAUAAAUUUAAAUGCUGCAUCCUGAAUGAGAAGGUGAACACUGCAAGCACCACAGUGUACAGGUGCGGUCCACUAAUUGACCUUUGUAAAGGCCCCCAUGUGAGACACACUGGAAAAAUUAAAACCAUAAAAAUUUUCAAGAAUUCCUCAACAUAUUGGGAGGGCAAUCCUGAAAUGGAAACCUUGCAGAGGGUCUAUGGGAUAUCCUUUCCUGACAGCAGCAUGAUGAAAGCAUGGGAAAAGCUCCAGGAGGAAGCCAAGAACCGAGAUCACAGGAAGAUCGGGAAGGAGCAAGAGCUUUUCUUUUUCCAUGAUCUGAGUCCUGGAAGCUGUUUUUUUCUUCCCAGAGGAGCCUUCAUUUAUAAUACACUUAUGGAUUUCAUACGAGAGGAAUAUCAUAAACGUAACUUCAUGGAAGUGCUCUCUCCCAAUGUGUACAACAGUAAACUCUGGGAAGCCUCUGGCCACUGGCAGCAUUACAGUGAGAACAUGUUUGCUUUUGAGAUUGAAAGGGACACUUUUGCUCUUAAACCCAUGAAUUGUCCAGGCCACUGUCUAAUGUUUGCCCAUCAUCCACGAUCUUGGAGGGAAAUGCCUAUUAGAUUCGCUGAUUUUGGAGUUCUGCAUAGAAAUGAACUGUCGGGGACUUUAAGUGGCUUGACCCGAGUCAGGCGCUUCCAGCAGGAUGAUGCUCACAUCUUUUGCACAGUGGAGCAGAUUGAAGAAGAAAUAAAAGGAUGUUUGCAGUUUUUGCAAUAUGUUUACUCAACAUUUGGCUUCUUCUUCCAAUUAGACCUGUCAACAAGGCCUGAAAACUUCCUGGGAGAGAUAGAGAUGUGGGAUGAAGCUGAAAAGCAACUGAAGAAUAGCUUGAUGGAAUUUGGAGAACCAUGGAAAAUGAAUCCAGGAGAUGGAGCAUUUUAUGGCCCUAAAAUUGAUAUAAAAAUCAAGGAUGCCAUUGGCAGAUACCAUCAAUGUGCUACAAUUCAGCUGGACUUCCAACUGCCAAUUAGGUUUAAUCUCACGUAUGUUAGUAAGGAUGGAAAUGAUAAGAAGAGACCUGUAAUCAUUCAUCGAGCCAUCUUGGGGUCAGUGGAAAGAAUGAUAGCCAUUCUUUCAGAAAACUAUGGGGGGAAAUGGCCUUUCUGGCUUUCUCCUCGUCAAGUAAUGGUCAUCCCUGUGGGGCCAACUUGUGAAGAAUAUGCACUUCAGGUGUCCAGUGAAUUUUUUGAAGAAGGAUUGAUGGCUGAUGUUGAUUUAGAUCAUAGUUGUACACUAAAUAAGAAAAUACGAAAUGCACAGCUGGCUCAGUAUAAUUUUAUUUUGGUGGUUGGAGAAAAGGAAAAGAUAAAUAAUGCUGUAAAUGUUCGAACAAGAGACAACAAAAUUCAUGGAGAGAUUUCAGUAAUUUCUGCUAUUGAUAAAUUGAAGAAUCUCAAGAAAUCACGUACACUAAAUGCUGAGGAAGACUUCUGAAGUCCUUUCCUUGUACUUGCCUCUGUGUAACUUUGUUGUGACCCUCACCCAGUUAACAUAUUAGUGCUUUUCAGAACAGUAGACCCACUGAUGGGCCCACCCAUGCACUCAGUUGAGAAAGGAGACAGUGAAUGGGUAGCUUAUCUGUCCAAGUUUAAUUCACUGUUGUACUCUGGGGACAAUUAGAGGGCAAGUGUGGGACACUGUCAAGCAGUCAACACCUUGACAGACUUAAAUGGGGAAAUGUUAUUCAUCAAAAGAGGAAACACUAGGAAAUGAGAAUUAUAAAAUGUCAUGGGUCAGAUUUGUGAUUUUCAGAAGGUGGGCUUUCAAAUAAAAGUUUGCCGAAUUUUUUUGAACAUGGGGAAUCUUAUUUUAUAAUACUGUCUCAGGUAUUUUUAUGACCGUUACCCUUAAUUUCACAUUGAAACUUUAUCUUCAACGUUGGAAUUGUUACUUAAUUUUAACUAAACCACAAAAGCAGCAGCUAGUACUAAAUACUGGAUCAUGACAAAAGACUGAACAUCAAAGAAACUCAGUGUAGUGAAAGCUGUUGUUUGCAAUAUGGGUUAAGAGGUGCCCUUGUAAUGCUCUAAUUCAUAACUGAGCCUUGUUCACCUGGAGAAAAAAUAAAAUGCAUCAUA